GCCGGAGCCGGAGCCAGAGCCGAGCGGGAUGGCUGCAGCGGCCGCAGCCGCGCUGGGCCCCUCGGCGCCCUCCCUCUCCAGGGCCGUGUCGGAGCUCUGCCAGAACCCCCGCGAAACGUUCCUGGAGGCGUCCAAGCUGCUGCUCACCUACGCUGACAACAUCCUGCGAAACCCCGAUGAUGAGAAGUACAGAUCCAUCCGGAUCGGCAACGCGGCCUUUUCCACCAGGCUUCUGCCCGUCCGAGGAGCCGUCGAAUGCUUGUUUGAAAUGGGCUUUGAAGAAGGAGAGACGCAUCUUGUGUUUCCCAAGAAGGCUUCGGUGGAGCAGCUCCAGAAGAUCCGCGACCUCAUCGCCGCCGAGAGAAGCAGCCGAUUGAGUGACUCGAAUAAGACCCACAAAGUGGAUUCAUCCAUGAGAGGCACGAGCGAGGCGCAGCCUGUGACGUCGCAGCCUUCGGGCCCCCCCGAGCAAGCUCUGAGCCCCAGCAAAGGCCAGCUCCAGGCCGCAGCCCCCCCCUCUGCGCAGACGGUAAUUCUGGGUACUGAUUCGGCCAUCCUAAAAAUGCUUUCGGACAAAUUUGAGGAUGUGCUUAUCUAUGAAAACGUUUCUCUUCAGAAGAAAGCUUUGACUUGUAUUCCAGUGCAAGAAUUGCAAAGAAGAGUUCAAAAAAAGUUUGAAAGAGCUAAAGAAUUAGAUCAAGAUGCAAGUAUCAAUGAAGAGGAUUUUCUUCUGCUGGAGCUCCUUCAGUGGUUUAAAGGAGAGUUUUUCCAGUGGGUGAAUUCCCUUCCCUGCUCCAAAUGUGGUGGUGACACAGUGCCUCGAGGGGAGCUUCCUCCUGACGAUGAGGAGCGGAGAUGGGGCGCAAACAGGGUUGAAGAUCAUUUCUGUCUCUCGUGCCAUGUCAGUAAUCGAUUCCCCAGGUAUAAUGAUCCUGAGAAACUCUUGGAAACGAGAUGCGGGCGAUGUGGUGAAUGGGCCAACUGCUUCACCCUGUGCUGUCGAGCAAUGGGGUUUGAGGCACGCUAUGUCUGGGAUGCAACGGACCAUGUUUGGACAGAAGUGUAUUCUUCAUCUCAGGAGCGAUGGUUGCACUGUGACCCAUGUGAAAAUGUUUGUGAUAAACCCCUCCUUUAUGAAGUAGGAUGGGGGAAGAAGAUCUCCUAUAUUAUAGCAUUCUCCAAGGAUGAGAUUGUUGAUGUCACUUGGAGAUAUUCCUGUAAACAUGAAGAAGUAAUCUCUAGGAGAACACAGAUUAAAGAAGACUUACUGAGAGAAACAAUCAAUCGCCUUAAUAAGCAGAGGCAGCUGUCCUUAUCAGAGAGUCGAAGGCAAGAACUUCUAGAGAGGAUGAUUGUGGAACUUGUGGAAUUCAUCUCUCCCAAGACUCCCAAUCCUGGAGAACUUGGUGGCCGGAUCUCAGGUUCAGUGGCUUGGAGAGUAGCCCGAGGCGAAAUAGGUUCUGAGAGAAAAGAAACUGUGUUCGUACCAUCUGAAGAUGAGAAAAUGGCUAAACUUUUCCACAUUGUUUAUAAUCCAGUGGAGGACUAUUAUGUCCGAAUUUCAAGUAGUAAUGAAAAAAUUUCCGGAUGGGAAAAUGGUGUUUGGAAAAUGGAGUCUAUAUUUAGAAAAGUUGAAACAGACUGGAAAAUGGUUUACUUAGCUCGAAAAGAAGGAUCAUCAUCUGCCUUCAUCUCUUGGAAGUUUGAGUUUGGGUCAGUUGGGCUUAAAGUUGAUACCAUUUCCAUUAGAACAUGCAGUCAAACUUUUUCAAGUGGAAAGAUACAGUGGAAACUGCGUUCUGAUACAGCCCAAGUAGAACUGGCAGGAGAUAAAGGCCUUCAUUCCUAUCGUGAUUUUUCUGAUGCCACAGAAGUUAUUUUGGAAGCAAAACUAAGUGGAGGGGAUGGUGAUGUUGCCUGGCAACAUACCCAGCUGUUUAGACAAAGCUUAAAUGACCGUGGAGAAAAUUGUUUGGAGAUAAUUAUAAAAUUCAGUGACCUUUAAGAACUUGAACAUUACAGAAAUGCUGGCAAUCAUCAAGGACUUAUCAUGGUCUAAAGUCUUCUGUUGAUUCAAUGAAUGUUGGCAAUUUACCACUGUUCUCCCUGCUGACAGCAUUUUUUUUUUUUUUGCUGGCCAUCAAUCCUAUCACUCUUGUCAAAAUAAUAAAUCUUUAUACCAUGGACCAUAAUGAAAUC
Molecule: messenger RNA, 2199 nt
Organism: Gracilinanus agilis (Agile Gracile Mouse Opossum)
Lineage: Eukaryota; Metazoa; Chordata; Mammalia; Didelphimorphia; Didelphidae
Gene: NGLY1
Product: N-glycanase 1
Exons: 12
Coding region: 29-2005 (658 amino acids)
Biological process (GO): protein deglycosylation; protein quality control for misfolded or incompletely synthesized proteins; glycoprotein catabolic process
Cellular component (GO): cytoplasm; nucleus; cytosol
Molecular function (GO): peptide-N4-(N-acetyl-beta-glucosaminyl)asparagine amidase activity
Source: RefSeq, a predicted model, not a curated record